This is a messenger RNA of Dermacentor andersoni, 1979 nucleotides long. RefSeq lists its product as uncharacterized. Lineage: Eukaryota; Metazoa; Arthropoda; Arachnida; Ixodida; Ixodidae. The record is from RefSeq and is a predicted model, not a curated record.
UCUGCUUGGUAACAUUCGGCUUGCUUUCCGUUGUCUUGGUCGGCGUUCUGGCGGCCGUCUUCCUGAACUCUUCUUUCCGUCAGGAAGAAGUUGACGAUACUGAGGAAGAUAUCUUUGGCGGCAGCGAUGGCGGUGGUGGCAGCCGAACUGGUGGGAGCGGAGGAAGUACUUCAAGGCAGACACCACUCGUUGUGUAUUUUAGGACUCGCACGACAGAAGAUCAGAGCAGCACAGUUCCACGAGGACAGGCACAUCCUGGAGUACCAGCAGGGCCUGUAGUACCGGCCACCCCUGGAAUGCCUGUAAGCCCUGGAGCACCGACACAACCUGGAAUAACGGCAGCCACUGGAGUUCCCGCAGGCACUGGAGUACCGGGAGGCCCUGGGGUAACGGCGGGUACUCGACCACCAGCCCGUCCUAGCGUACCGAUAACCACCCCGCCCCCGACCAACAGUCGAAUGCUAACAAGCACACCUACAAGCCCGCCUACCAUGUCGACUACUACAUCUACUCCAAAAAUUACGACAGCAUCUACUCCAAAAAUUACGACAACAUCUACUCCAAGAAUUACGACUACGUCAAUACCAACAACGACAGUGGAUCCCAAUACUAAGAGGCCACUGCCGCUCGACUCACUCAUUUGCACGCUAGAAUCUCCAUUCCGAAGAGAUCUUUUGGGAGUCCCGCCUGACGGGCUUUGUUCGAUUGUUGUGGCCUACCCGUUCUACGCACCUUCUGGCUUGGAACUCUUCCCAACAAACAAUUACUCGUUCAGAGGUUUUGACAUCAUCGUGGAGAACGCCGGAAAGCAGAACAAGACGGAGUUUGGAAUCGGCAUCACUUACAGGUUUUGUACGAGCGUUGACAGCAUGACAGUACUUGCCAACAAUCCCAUGACCAAGACAACAUUGGACUAUUUGUGGACCAAGCGGUUUUACCACUACGGACAAGUUAACCCUCCUAUAGCAAAUUAUGGCGGAUCCAUACAAGAAGUCAACGUGAACUGUGUCAGAGGACUACAGAUGCUCUUCAAUUUGAUGACAGACAAAAAUGACAACGUCAAUCGCCCAAGUUACAUCAUACACUCCUUCCCUUUGCAUUCUCCGAGAAAUUUUCCUGCAAUUGGCCAGGCACUAAGGAAUCUUUCAGUGGACGUUUUUAUUGCUGUAGGGUAUUACUCGGAACAAGACAACCGAUACAACACCUGCCGUAUGAUUCCACCAACCAGGCUGAACAAGAAAUAUCUCCCACCUGACCUCGACAGUACCUAUAGCGUCCGUCUGGACGACGUCAUCAGCAGCUUGACGGUGAACCCCGCGGCGUGGACACCAACCACUUCGUUUGCUGUGUCCGUUGGCAUAGAAGGUCGUUGGUAUCAGCCAAAGGACCGAGACUACGACAUCUACGGGCCCGGGAAUUACCAGCUUGGCCUAAGGUGCGGAAAUGCGUUACCUCGCGGGUUAACGAAGCAGACAUCAGACAUUGCAUUGGCCUGUCGUGACCAUCGGUACAAGAAUUCAUUCAAGCUCAACGCGUUCUACCAGGCGAUGUGGGGUUUCGACAAGCCGGACGGCUUUCUCUUCACCUUCGACUCAGCUGAAACACUUCGGUCAAAGUUGUGUGAAGCGAAGACCAACGUGACAGCUACGAAGUUUUACAUCGUUGCUGCCGGCAUCGGAGGUGAAGACCACCUUAACACGUGUGGAUUCGGAGCGUUGAGCCGGCUGCGAAUGCUCAAGGCCCUCGCGCAUUUCUUUGCGUACAACUACACCUCCGCCGCCCAAAAGUCAGCAUGCCUUUCGGUAAACCCUUAGAUAGAGCGAGACUGACAAGUCCCUUCCCAGUGUCUACAACCUGCGCUGCCAUUAUUUUCUGUAUUUUUGUUUGUCUAAUGAUGCAGAAAACCGGCAGCGGUUUCUCUUGCCCAGGUCGGUAAACAAUAAAAUUUUCUGAGGAGAUAAAAAUCUUGUCAACACUUA